Molecule: messenger RNA, 1590 nt
Organism: Arctia plantaginis
Lineage: Eukaryota; Metazoa; Arthropoda; Insecta; Lepidoptera; Erebidae
Source: the annotation of a GenBank genome assembly
AUGGCAGUUGAUAAAGUCGUAUACGAUUCUGUUCCAACAAAUGAAAGGAAUCUUGAAUCUUUUGUGCAUACCUCUCCAAAAGGAUGGGGAGUCAGGCACGUACAAAUUCUCCUCAUAUUCUUCUGCCUCGUCAUGGGUCUUUCAAUGAGAUCCCAGCUCAGUGUCCUUAUGGUUGCUAUGAUCAACACUACUGAUCAUGAACACUACAGCAUCGCCAACAGGAGUAUACCAAGUAAUAGUACUAGCAUAAUUGGUGAUAAUAGUGAAGGUUACAGCAAAGUGCAGAAUAUUAGUCCUUGGAGCGUAUACCGCACGUAUGAAUGGAACAAAUCAACGCAGGAAAUAAUAAUGUAUUCUUUCUUCGUGGGGUAUACCAGUAUGCAAAUGCCGAUGGGUUGGUUCGCCCAGAAGUUCGGAGGCAAGAUACCUAUCAUGGUCGCCUUGGGUGUCAAUGGAGUCUUGUGUAUUUGUACACCUUGGAUUGUUUUGAUGGGAGGAUGGAUAAGCACAUCAGUCUGUCGCCUUCUACAAGGCAUGACGCAAGCUGCAUUUUAUCCAAGUAUGCAUACUAUGUUAGCCAAAUGGACUCCACUUAGAGAAAGGGCAAGACUUACCACUUAUGCAUAUUCUGGUUCUCCAAUAGGUACAAUCAUCGCAUUCCAGAUAUCAGGAUUUCUGGCAGAUAACCCAGCAUUCGGAUGGCCAGUGUCCUUUUGGCUAUUUGGAUCCCUCAGCCUGAUAGUAUGCGGUCUAUUCGGUUAUUUUGGAGCUGCAUUACCUCAUGAACAUCCAAAUAUUACUAGUGAGGAACUUGUUUACAUAAUGGAGGAUUGUGACGCUGAUAUGGUGCCAAAGAGACGCAAAACUCCCUGGAGAGAGAUGUUGAAAUGCCCAUCAAUUUGGGGCAUUCUGAUCACACAGUCCGGCAGCAGUGCAGCAUCUUUACUUAUUAUGGCUGAAACACCUUUAUACAUGAGGAAUGUUCUUGGCGUCGAACUCAAAAAGAAUGGCAUCUACUCAUCUUUACCAUACAUGGCGAUGUCUGUGAUGUCUCUCAUACUUGGCAACUUAGCAGACUUUGUAAGCAACAGGAACAUUUUAAAAGUCGUUAACAUCAGGCGAGUUGGAAAUACUAUAGGGAUGGCAGUAUCGGGAUUAUUCCUCUUAGCGUUCAGUUUCACGAAGAACACACUUCUAGCAGUAUGCCUGCUGAUAUUAGCAAUGGCAAUGCACUCUGGAAUAAACGUUGGGUUUACUGUAAACCAAAUCGACUUGGCUCCAAACUUUGCUGGGUCAAUAAUGGCCCUAGGGAAUAUGAUGGGGAAUUUAACGGGCUUACUUGUACCUGUGGUCGUGUCGAACAUCGUCGCGGACGUGAAAAACCCCCGUCAGUGGCAGAUAGUAUUUAUCAUAUUCACUGCGAUACAGUUUAUUUCUAAUACAAUAUUUGUAAUCUUCGCUAAAGCAGAAGUUCAGCCAUGGAAUUUUUACGGCGACGAAGAGCGUGAUUCAGAAGAGAAAGUGCUGAGUUUAAUGGAAUAUACUAAAGAUAUAAAAACAGACAAAAAUAAACAAGAACAGAAAUUUUAA